Molecule: messenger RNA, 884 nt
Organism: Triticum aestivum (bread wheat)
Lineage: Eukaryota; Viridiplantae; Streptophyta; Magnoliopsida; Poales; Poaceae
Exons: 3
Coding region: 1-780 (259 amino acids)
Molecular function (GO): chromatin binding
Source: RefSeq, a predicted model, not a curated record
AUGGGCCCGCUCGACCCAUCUGCGGCCCGCCCUCAGGUCGACCGGGCCGCGCCCCGCGCCACCGCCGCUCCCGCCGCCGAGCCUCACCACCAGCGCGCACCACCGCUGCCACCUCGCCGUGUCCCGCCGCCUCGGGGCUCCGUCCGCGCCCCCAUGCCAGCGCCGCACCGUCGCCUACGCUCCUCCUUCAUCGGGAAACCCGCCGCCCUGUCCUCUCGAGGGCCGAAAUCCCACGAACCACCCCGAGCGCCGCCACUCCCACGGUCGCAAAAGCGGCAGGCCACCGUCGCGUCGGGGCCGACGCCGCGGCGCCCACGGGCUGACCUCGCAUCCCCGGGCGACGUGGACGCGCUCCGCGCGAGGUUCCGCCGGGAAAGCCCGGCCCUCAACGACGCCCGCUGCGGCGAUCUCUGCCUCACCUGCGAUAUCUACGGCGACGCCGACGAGCUCAAGUACUACGACGCCGUCCUCGAAACCGUGGAGAAGGCAGCGCACGGCACCGUGGACGGCGUGGAGCGGUGCGCGUGCCGUUUCACCGUGCGCUGGACGGAGGGGCCGCGCCGCGGUUGCUGGGACAACGUGGGCGUCGAGGUGGUCUGCUGCGUGCAGGAGUCACCGAUCCAAGAUCCGGUGCUGAUCGAGUUCCUGGACGAUGUGAAACAGGUUUGGCGAGGACCAACUGACCAAGGGGAGGCGACAGCAGCAUCUCAGCAGGCAGCUCCGACCCGGACACCAGCAGUUAGCCGAUGGUACAGUCUCGUAUACUCCUCGAGCAACUAGUCUUUUCUUCUUUUAGUGAAGGGAUUUCUCCCCUGAAAUCUUCAGAGGUUUGAUAGUACUUGACAGCCAUCGGCUAAAAGGGAGUAAGAGAUACACACUGAUUA